AUGCGUGACCUUCAAGGAUACAUAUCGCCAAUUAUUUUUGGAGGGCCAGAGCCAGGAGUAAUUAUCUCAAAAACAGAUAAUAAUCAGGUUGCAAUUGGUGGACAUGUGGGACAUAUCUUGAAGACUUUUGCUAAAAGGAUUAAUGCUCAAUUGAACACAUCCAAUAUUAGACCAUCGAUUUCAUUCACAAAUUUGCAUAAACUUGUUUUAAAUGGCUCAACUGAAAUAGCUGGAUGUGUUGGUAUGAUUAUUGAUUCUACCGAUUGGUUCACUUAUCCGUACAAUGUAUUUGAUUUCGGUGUAAUGCUUCCCAUGGAACCCUACAUCCAAACUUAUAAAGUAUUUGUUAUUCACUGGGAAGCCCUUGUUUUAACAACUGUUAUAUUUAUUUUACUUUCCGCUUGUCUGGAAGCAAAUUCUCACAUUUCAAGACCGAAUCAACAACGUUUCUUCAUUCUAAAUUUCUUCUUAAACAUUAAUUGUUUUCGUGGAAUACUUGGGCAGUCAUUUUCUCAACGGCCUAAAGCUUCUUGCAGUACAAAAAUCGUCUAUUCUCUGAUUUUUUUAUUGGGAAUUAUAACAGUAACUUCAUAUGAUGCAUUUCUUCAGUCUUUCAUGGCUGAACCUCCAAGAGAAAAAAUAAUUAGAUCCUUCGAUGAUCUUCAAUCAUCAGGAUUAAAAAUAUUCACAUAUCAAGGUUUUGUCGAUAAUUUCUUGUACAAAUUUACACCAACUCUUAUGCAGAAGUAUUCAAACUCAUUUAAGGGAGAAAUCAAUUAUGAGGUAUUUGAAAGAGCUCGAGAUUCCCUAAAUACUAAUUACGGUAAGAAAUUGGAUGUUUUUCGAAAUCAUAUGCAAGAUCUUCAGAAAUCCAUAUUGCCAAUUAUGUUUGCAAAGUCAGAGCCAGGAAUGAUUAUUUCAAAAAACGAUAAAAACGAUACGAUAAUUGCAGGCUAUGUGGGUCAUAUCUUCAAAGCUUUUGCCAAGAGGCUCAAUGCUAAAUUGCAUAAUAGGUUCUAA
This is a messenger RNA of Episyrphus balteatus (marmalade hoverfly), 1020 nucleotides long. RefSeq lists its product as uncharacterized. The record is from RefSeq and is a predicted model, not a curated record. The transcript has 3 exons. NCBI's taxonomy places the organism in Eukaryota, Metazoa, Arthropoda, Insecta, Diptera, Syrphidae. The coding region runs from base 1 to 1020 and encodes 339 amino acids.